Messenger RNA from Fukomys damarensis (Damara mole-rat), 3796 nucleotides. It is a transcript of the gene Aopep, whose product is annotated as aminopeptidase O (putative). Gene Ontology annotation, molecular function: metalloaminopeptidase activity; zinc ion binding. Bases 300 to 1964 code for a protein of 554 amino acids. The record is from RefSeq and is a predicted model, not a curated record. Lineage: Eukaryota; Metazoa; Chordata; Mammalia; Rodentia; Bathyergidae. The transcript is spliced from 9 exons. Gene Ontology annotation, cellular component: nucleolus.
UCACUCGACGCGUGCCUGGUAGCCCGUAGUAACCGGAGUCCGCGGAAGUGGAGACCUGUGGGCAGUCGGCUAAGACAGCUGCAAGAAAAAAGAUGCCGUAUAAAGAGGCACAGGUGUAACCUGAGAGGAAAACAAUGAGAUGUAUGGAGGAAGAUAUUUGCUAAACAGUGAUUUCUGCUGCCCUGUAUAACUUAUGCAAGCCAGGCUGGUCCUCAGCCACUUACGAUUGUGGAAGAUUUAAGGCCGAGACAAAGCCCCAUCUGAGAUUUUAGCAAAGCUCUCGAAUAGCAGACUACACCAUGGACAUAAAGCUGGACCCUUCUCGAGAUGAUCUGCCUCUCAUGGCCAACACCAGCCACAUGCUUGUGAAGCACUAUGUACUGGAUUUAGAGGUAGAUUUUGAAAGUCACAUCAUUGAGGGCACCAUAGUGCUUUUCUUUGAGGAUGGAAGCAGAUUCAAGAAACGGACUAGUUCUGCCAAGGAAACCUGCCAGUUGGCAUCAAAGGAAACCUGCAAAUUUAGGACACCUGAACUCUGCCAUAUUCCUGUGACAAAUGCAAGGACCACAUUUAAUGUGUGUUAUAAUGAUUUUGUAAUCUGUGAUAAAGGUAAAGAAGAUACUUCUGAUAAAGAUGGUAACCAUGACAACCAGGAACAGGCUUCUGGGAUCUGUAGCUCAAAGUACUGCUGUGACACAAAGAAUCAUGGGAGGGAGGAUUUUUUGCUAGUGUUGGACUGCUGUGAUUUAUCUGUGUUAAAGGUCGAAGAGGUGGAUGUUGCUGCUGUGCCAGGUAUUGAAAAAUUCACAAGGCCUUCCAAGCUCACGACUGUUCCCGAAGAGCUCAGAAAUGAGAUUGUUCAUGACCUUGUGACUCUGCCUGCAGAUCAUUGGAGGGAGCAGUUAGACUAUUUUGCACGCUGUAGCCAGGCCCCUAGCUGCGGGGAACUCUUCUUUGACACUGACACCUGGAGCUUACAGAUCAGGAAGACAGGGGCUCAGACAGCCACUGACUUUCCUCAUGCCAUCAGGAUAUCCUACAGAACCAAACCAGAGGGGCAGUCAGUUACUUGGACCUCAGACCAGAGUGGCAGACCAUGUGUUUAUACUAUGGGAUCUCCCAUAAACAACAGGGCCCUUUUUCCAUGCCAGGAGCCACCCGUUGCCAUGUCAACAUGGCAGGCUACAGUUCGAGCAGCUGCAUCUUUUGUUGUUUUAAUGAGUGGAGAAAAUUCUGCCAAGCCAACACAGCUUCAUGAAGGGUGCUCAAGCUGGCAUUACUAUGUUACCAUGCCGAUGCCAGCCUCCACCUUUACAAUUGCGGUGGGAUGCUGGACAGAGGUAAUGCCCAAGAUGUGGUCGUCAGAUGAUCUGGUGAUAGAGAGACCCUGCCCACUCUCCGAGACAGACUGCAGGUAUGUUGGUGUUUGCAGUCACAUGGAAUACCCUUGCCGCUUCCAGGAUGCCGUGGCCACCACCCAGAAGGUCAUUCCUCAUCGAGUGUUUGCUCCAGGCUGCCUCAAGGGAGUCUGCCAAGAGACCCUUCUGUGGUUGCUCCCUCCUUGCCUCUCAGCUGCACAUUCUGUCUUAGGGACACACCCAUUCUCCCGCCUGGAUAUACUCAUUGUCCCUGCCAACUUUUCAAGUCUGGGAAUGGCCAGCCCACACAUCAUCUUCCUGUCCCAGAGCACCUUGACAGGCGGGAGCCAUCUCUGCGGGACCCGGCUCUGCCAUGAAAUCGCUCACGCCUGGUUUGGCCUAGCCAUCGGAGCCCGUGACUGGACAGAGGAAUGGCUCAGUGAAGGGUUCGCCACUCACUUGGAAGAUGUGUUCUGGGCUGAGGCACAGCAGCUGGCCCCCCAUGAGGCCCAGGAGCGGCACGAGCUGAGGGCCUGCCUGCGCUGGCACCGCCUCUGGGACGAGCUGCGGAACUCCCCCGAGGAGAUGCAGGUGUUAAGUUAUUAAAGAUGUCUUCUUCAGAGGUGAGACCUCAGUGGCUCUCUGCAGGCUCCCCUCACCUCUCCACAGUGCAGCUGUUGUGAUCACCGGCCUGGCCUCCUCCGAGGAUCUCGCGUCUGUUGUCUGCCUCAUCCCCGCCUCUACAGCUCCCCUCUGGACCAGUGCAGCCACGUGGCUCUUGCCAGAGAAGAUCCAAGGGCUCACACAAGGCCUCCACGCCUCUUGUCCACAGCCGGCAGCUUCUUUAAGUACCUUCAGUUAGCGUUUUCUGACAGGUCUCUUGGGAUGGAAGUGCUAUGAUGACCGCGUCAAGAAAUCUCUGUUGGUGGUUAUUGUUUGUGAUUUAUUAUCGCUUCCUCUUUUUCUCUGGGUUCAUUGUUAAAGUCAACCUCACACUGAGAAAAAUGUUAAAAUAUAUCAUGUUAAGGAGGCGCUGACAGGCCGGAGUUUAAUGUAGCUCUUUCUCUUAGCUGCCGUGGCCACAGUUACGACAGUAUAGUGCUAGAGGGACGCCGAUUUCUUUCCCUGCCUUUCCCACAAGUGCCUCACCCUCUGUUCACAAACGUGCUCCAUCAUCAUAGGGAACCCUGCCCAAAUGUGUCGCUCUACCCAUAGCCCAGGGAAACUUUCUCUCUCCCCUGACUGCUUGGUGCUCAGGUGCUACUCUGCCAGUCUUCAUAUAGCUAAAGACAUGUUCUGGGUCCAUCGCUGGAGCCAGGCUGAAAUGCCCUGCGGCGGACUGUAGAACUCACCCAUCAGGAGGAGGAAGAGGCCCUGGGAGGAUGGCCUUCUUUGUCACUGUGGACCAGGCCCUGGCCCUUUUCGUGCCGUUAGGAGGUACUUGUUCGCUUAGGGAUUCCAGUAGCCUAGCAGCCGUGACAAAGCCGAGAACAGCUGUGAGAUGCCUUGAUUUGUCAGGGAGCACUAUGGCGCCCUCUCUCUGAUGGGCAAAGCCGGGUCGGGUCUUGUUGCUCUCCGAGAAGCGCAGGUGGUCCCUUCUAAUUAUCUUCAUGGAAGCCAACUAUAUCCUUAUGUUUUAAUAUAGCACUUGUUCCUGAAUCUAACUAGCUAUAUAUUUAUUGAUUAAUGCAUCUUAUGUUUAAGUUAAAAGCCUACAGGCUUCAACUAAUUUAAAGAACAGCCUGAUGAUUAAAGGGGAAAGUCUUUGUUUCAUCCACUUUGGUCAGGCAGACUUCAAAAGUACCACCCACCUGUAGUCUUCUCUGCUAGGUCCUUGCUCCCCGUCACCUGUCAUCCGCAGCCUCCUCUUUGGUCUCCUUCUGCCUACCUGGUACAUACGCUCACGUCUGCCCCGUCUUUAAUGAUCUCUCCUUGGAACACUGCAUCUUCAUCUAAUCAUCAAAACUCUUGCUGUCCCCAGCCUCACUCGUGCAGCUCACAAACUCCCAGCCCUCUGGAAUUUGCUUGCUGCCCUUUCAGCACUUUUUUCCCCCAGACUCCUUGUGCUCUUUCUAUCUCCAGAUUCUGUAACUACAUUCCAUUCCUAUGUGAUUGCAUCCUCUGCUUUGUUUGCUGCUAUUGACAACUCCUGUAUAUUUCUAUCACCUGGCUUUUGUGGAAGUCCUUCUACUGGCUCUCGUUGUCUCUGUUGGUUUUACCUCACAAUUAUUUCCCCAACUUGACCCUUCUUCUCCAUCUCUGUGGCCACUGUGUUUAGAAUUUCUUUAUCCAUGCUUGCACCAAUCCAACAGCCCCUGAAUUGUUUACCUACCUCAAGUCUUGCCCUUUCUCACUGCCACAGGGAGCUGUCUUUAAAACUUAAUGAUUCUGCCACCUCCUGCCUUACAACACUCCAAAAUCUUCCCCAUGGCGUCAGA